Molecule: messenger RNA, 2489 nt
Organism: Nelumbo nucifera (sacred lotus)
Lineage: Eukaryota; Viridiplantae; Streptophyta; Magnoliopsida; Proteales; Nelumbonaceae
Product: ATP-citrate synthase beta chain protein 2
Biological process (GO): fatty acid biosynthetic process; acetyl-CoA biosynthetic process
Cellular component (GO): cytosol
Molecular function (GO): ATP citrate synthase activity
Source: RefSeq, a predicted model, not a curated record
UGACCUGCUCUUCACCCUCUUUCUUUCCUUCCGCUGUCUCUCUCUCUCUCUCUCUCCAUUCUCUCUGUGGUGUGGGAGGGGGUAGCUGGAUUGUAUUCUGCUGUUUCUAUCUUCCAUCUAUAUAAAGCACCCACCUUUCUUCCGUGUUUUCUGCAUUUUCCUUGCUUGGCCCCCCCCUGCCAAUUUAAUCUCUCUUAUCUGCUUCUCUCUUUCAUGGUCGAGCCUCUUCGAUUCAGGUCUCUUUGAGUGCUUUUCUUCAUCAUGGCAACGGGACAACUAUUCUCCCGAACUACACAAGCAUUAUUCUACAACUACAAGCAAUUACCUAUCCAACGGAUGCUUGAUUUUGACUUCCUUUGUGGGAGGGAGACACCUUCUAUUGCUGGGAUCAUUAACCCAGGUUCUGAGGGAUUUCAAAAACUCUUUUUUGGUCAAGAGGAGAUUGCAAUACCAGUCCACUCAACCACUGAAGCUGCCUGUGCUGCACAUCCUACUGCUGAUGUUUUUAUCAACUUUGCAUCAUUUCGAAGUGCUGCUGCUUCUUCGAUGGCUGCUUUGAAACAGCCAACCAUUAGAGUUGUAGCCAUCAUAGCUGAAGGUGUUCCAGAAUCAGAUACCAAGCAGUUGAUUGCAUAUGCACGGUUGAAUAAUAAGGUUAUUAUUGGCCCUGCUACUGUUGGAGGCAUUCAAGCUGGAGCUUUCAAGAUUGGUGACACUGCAGGAACUAUUGACAACAUAAUCCAAUGCAAACUUUACAGGCCUGGGUCUGUUGGAUUUGUGUCCAAAUCGGGUGGCAUGUCUAAUGAACUUUACAACACAAUUGCACGUGUAACUGAUGGAAUAUAUGAAGGCAUUGCAAUUGGUGGUGAUGUCUUCCCAGGCUCAACUCUUUCUGAUCAUGUCCUGCGGUUUAACAACAUCCCACAGGUCAAAAUGAUGGUUGUGCUUGGGGAACUCGGUGGGCGAGAUGAGUACUCCCUAGUUGAAGCCUUAAAACAAGGGAAGGUCAAUAAACCCAUAGUGGCAUGGGUUAGCGGAACUUGUGCACGACUUUUCAAGUCAGAAGUUCAAUUUGGUCAUGCUGGUGCUAAAAGUGGUGGUGAGAUGGAGUCAGCACAAGCAAAAAAUCAAGCAUUGAGGGAAGCAAGUGCUGUUGUACCCACUUCAUAUGAAGCAUUUGAGUCUGCAAUCAAAGAGACAUUUGAGAAACUUGUUGAAGAGGGGAAGAUCACACCAGUGAAAGAAGUUAAGCCUCCUCAGAUCCCCGAGGAUCUUAACACUGCAAUUAAGAGUGGGAAAGUUCGGGCUCCAACUCACAUCAUCUCAACUAUCUCUGAUGACAGAGGUGAGGAGCCAUGCUAUGCUGGUGUCCCUAUGUCAUCCAUUGUUGAACAAGGUUAUGGUAUUGGGGAUGUCAUCUCUCUUUUGUGGUUCAAACGCAGUCUUCCUGGUUAUUGUACACAGUUUAUUGAGAUUUGCAUAAUGUUAUGUGCCGACCAUGGCCCCUGUGUGUCUGGUGCUCACAACACCAUGGUUACAGCAAGGGCCGGAAAGGAUCUGGUUUCAAGCCUUGUCUCAGGUCUGCUUACAAUUGGUCCCCGAUUUGGUGGAGCCAUUGAUGAUGCUGCUAGAUACUUCAAAGAUGCCUAUGACAGGGGUCUUUCACCUUAUGAGUUUGUUGAAGGCAUGAAAAAGAAGGGCAUUCGUGUACCUGGAAUUGGACACAGGAUCAAAAGAGGAGACAACAGAGAUAAGAGAGUAGAGCUACUACAAAAGUUUGCUCGCACGCAUUUCCCUUCUGUGAAGUACAUGGAAUAUGCGGUUCAAGUUGAGAACUACACCUUGUCUAAGGCAAACAAUCUGGUGCUCAAUGUAGAUGGUGCAAUCGGUUCUCUUUUCUUGGAUCUCCUUGCUGGUAGUGGAAUGUUCAGCAAGCAAGAAAUUGAUGAGAUCGUUGAAAUUGGGUAUCUGAAUGGUCUAUUUGUACUGGCACGCUCCAUUGGUCUGAUUGGGCAUACAUUUGACCAGAAGAGAUUGAAGCAGCCACUGUACCGUCAUCCAUGGGAGGAUGUUCUCUACACAAAGUGACAAGUUAUACAGAUGGCAGGCAUACUCUGACAGGGAUAGGGCAAACAUUUUUUUUUCAAGUUUUGUUUCUGCAAUUCUCUUUGGUGAUUUUUAAAGCGUUGAGAGGACUAAUAUCUAAAUCACUGAUUGCAGUCUGUAUGUGUUGUGCACCGUCAUUUAUUUGUUUGUGCAAAUUAAGGAGAUAAAUUCUGUCAUGUUUGUCAACAUGAUUCUGUUCCAUUCCAUGAAGAACUAUCGCUUUUCUUUACUCUUUUUUUUUUUAAUUCUUUUUAUAUCCGUGAAUGCAGCCAAGGCUCAGUAUGUGCAGUGCAAAAGCAUGUAUUUUGUAUUUCUAAACCUUGUUUUGUAUUUGUAUAGAGAACAAAAACCGGAGAAAACAAUGUCUUCCUUCUCUUGUUUAA